Venustampulla echinocandica is the source of this 2220-nucleotide messenger RNA. Its product is annotated as AAA family ATPase-like protein. Gene Ontology annotation, cellular component: cytoplasm. The coding region runs from base 1 to 2220 and encodes 739 amino acids. The record is from RefSeq and is a predicted model, not a curated record. Gene Ontology annotation, molecular function: ATP hydrolysis activity; ATP binding. NCBI's taxonomy places the organism in Eukaryota, Fungi, Ascomycota, Leotiomycetes, Helotiales, Pleuroascaceae. The transcript has 3 exons.
AUGUCGAAUACCCCGGAUACACAGAAGACCUUGGAGGUCAAGAUACGACCCUAUUCCGGCCCAAACAACCAGGAACGGCCGGAUCAGAAAGGCGUGUCACGUGUUCAUAUGUGCAAAGAAUCCCUCAUGGACUUAAGAAUUGAUGCGGGACAACCUAUUUAUAUAUGGAAGAAUGGCCAAACUCAGAAUGAGCGAAGAGAAGCUAUUGCCUGGCCUACUGCGGAAAAAUCUCUGAGUAAGAAGGUUGUUCAGAUGUCCAAGACUUUUCAAGAGAUUUGUGACUGCAAGCUGGGGGACGACUUGAAUAUAUGUGCGGCGGGGCCUUUACGAGAGGCGGAGUCUAUUGUUCUGAGGGAUCUUACGGCAGAAGAGCUCGAUACUGUACUGGAAUUGGGAGAUGAAGAUAAGUCUCAUUGGGUGUGGUUUCUUAGAGAGAGCCUUGCCCGCGCUGAAAUAAUAUUCACCGGCAUGACUUUCAAGAAUCUUUCUCUCAGGGGCCCCAAACGAAGCUUCACUGUGGAUUCUGUCAACGGAAACCCUAAUAGCCAAGCUCGGUACGAGGAGAGCUCAUCUGUGACGAUAUCAAGUCCAGUUGACAUUAACACCCCAGCCCAAACCAACGGCCAUCGGGCAGCCCUUCAGGUCGUCGAUGUUGCUGGCAUUGAUCAGGCAAUGAAAAAGCUGAAUCGGUUCCUUAGCAACUUUGAUCGCCAAUUCAAAUUUACCUCUGCCCAAAGAUCUUGCGCCGUGCUUCUACAUGGCGGGCAUGGUACUGGGAAGACUUUCCUGCUGAAUAAGGUUGCCCGCACCGGCUGGGGGAGGGUAUUCCGAAUCGAGCGGCACUUCAAGGCUUCGGUCAUACGAUCAACCUUUAAGGAUGCCAGAACUAGCCAGCCAUCCAUCAUAGUCAUUGAUGAGCUUGAGAGAAUGGUCUCAAAAGAUGAUUCUAUUUCGGAGGAAGUGGCGAUGGUCCUAGGGGACGAGUUACAUAACUUAGCCGAUGGCAGCUCAGAAUCGUUGCCUCGGAUAUUAGUUAUUGCAGCUACCCUCGAUGCUGGAAGCAUACCGAUCUCCCUGCGAAAGAGGGGAAGGUUCUUCACAGAUAUCCCAUUACCAAUUCCGGAUGCUAGAGCUCGCAAGGCGAUUUUGAAAUCUUUAUCUUUCCCCCUUCAUCCAGAUACGAGGAAUGAAGCACUCGAGAAACUUGGUGACCGAACACACGCCUAUACAGCUGAGGAUUUAUUGUCACUGCUAGAUACCGCAUGUGAAAUCGCUGAGGAAAAGGCUGACAGCAGCGGCGAAGGCAAAGACCAGGGAGAUUACUAUAUAGCAGAAGAGGAUGUUGAGCAGGCAUUGCUACUUAUCCGACCAACGGCGAUGCAUGAUAUCACCCUCAGACCACCAAGCGUCAGAUGGGAUGAAAUAGGGGGCCAAGAAAGCGUCAAGAAAGCUCUCAGACGAGCCGUGGAAACUCCUUUGCUACACCCCGAACGAAUGCAAAGAUUAGGGGCAUCACCCAAAAAGGGUUUACUCCUCUAUGGCCCACCAGGAUGUUCCAAAACUCUCAGCGCCCAAGCGAUGGCCACAGAAUCUGGCUUUAACUUCUUCGCUGUCAAAGGCGCAGAGUUACUUAAUAUGUACGUCGGCGAAUCCGAACGAGCAGUACGAGACAUCUUCGCACGGGCUCGCGCCGCAAGUCCCAGUGUAAUCUUCUUCGACGAGAUCGAAUCCAUCGGCAGUAAGCGCGAGGGCAGCAGUCGAAACAGCAGCGUUAAUGUAUUAACGACAUUGCUGAAUGAGAUGGACGGCAUUGAGACGUUGAAAGGUGUCACUGUCCUAGCUGCCACGAAUCGACCCCAGGUUCUAGAUCUUGCUCUUAUUCGCCCAGGACGUUUCGACCAGUUGAUCUAUGUCCCUCCUCCUGAUCUCGCGGGUCGUGAAGCCAUCCUCCGUGUGAAGCAGCGGAAGAUGGAUAUGGGCGAUGAUGUUGAUAUCCCGGAGUUGGCAAAACUGACGGAAGGAUAUUCAGGCGCCGAGCUAGUUGGUAUUUGCCAGGCUGCGUGUGAUGAGGUUUUGGAGAAGUGCGAAACGGCAGGCCAAGAAUUGCAGCUGCAUAUGGACGACUUUUUGAGCGCUAUCAAGGUAGCUAGGAAGGGAAUUGCUCCCGAAAUGAUUUACGGCUAUGAGAGGUGGGCAGCUGUUGCAAGGGGGUAUGUGUAG